AACCCACACCACACGGCGCCCGCCACCCACCAAAACCCCUCGAUCCCUCGGGCAAAUCUCUACUCUCGAGACCAGCAAACAUGGCGUCCCGCUUCUUUGCCGCCAGUGACAGCUCCUCGGACGAGUCCAGCGAGGAGGAGCUCUACUCCAACGACGACGAGUCUGAGCAGGAGGACAGCGAGCAGGACUCUGACGACGACGACUCGGACGACGACGAUUCCUCGGACUCGGGCUCGGAAGUGGGCGCUGCCCGCUUCUUGAAGGACGCCGACAGCGAGAGCGAGAGCGACGACGAGGAUGUGAACAAGGUGCUGAAGAGUGCCAAGGACAAGCGCUUCGACGAGCUCGAGGCGACGAUACGGCUCAUUGAGAAUGCGCAGCGCAUCAACGACUGGGCCGUCAUCUCCGAGCAAUUCGACAAGCUCAUCCGCCAGGUGCCUACGCUGAUCAAGCAGAACGAUGGCAAGAUCCCCAAGCUGUACAUCCAGGCCAUUGCCGACCUCGAGACGGCCGUCAUCGAGACCCACGAAAAACAAAAGGUGACGCCCAAGAAGAUGAACGCCGUCAACGGCCGUGGCUUCAACGCGGUGCGCCAGAAGAUCAAGAAGCACAACCGUGAAUACGAAAAGGACAUUAAUGCGUACCGAGAGAACAAGGACGAGUUCAUGCGCGAGGAGGAAGAGGAGGCCGUCCAGGCGCCAAAGGAGAAGAAGAAGAAGAGCAAGAUUCCUCAGCUCGGCACCGAGAUUGUGGACCAGGCGACAGACGACGGAUUCAUCACCGUCGGCGCUGGUGGCAAGGCAGUCCUGUACACGCCCGAGGGCAUCCUCAAGCACCUGCGGGCAAUUGUCGAGCAGCGUGGUCGCAAGAACUCGGACAAGCUGGAGCACAUUCGGACGCUGGAGAGGCUGUUUGACGUUGCCAUCAGCGACUACCAGCGGGUCCGCAUUCUGUUGACGCUCAUUUCCACGCGCUUUGACCUGACAAGCGGCACUGCGAGCCACAUGCACCAGGACCAAUGGAAGCUGGCCGACCAGGAGUUUGGCAAGCUGCUCAAGAUCCUCGAGGACAGCAACGAGAUUGUUGUCAUUGAAAACGCCGAGGAGUGGGAGGACGACGAGAAGCUGCCUACCAUCACACCGGGCGAGAUCUUCCGCGUCCCAGGAAGCAUUGUUUCCUUUGUCGAGAGGCUCGAUGACGAGCUCACUCGCUCUCUCCAGCACAUUGACCCGCACACGUCCGAGUACAUUGAGCGGUUGACCGACGAGGCGCUGCUGUAUGCCCAGCUGGUGCGCACCCUCGUGUACGUCGAGAGCUUGAAGAAGAACGCCAGCCUGGAGCUGCCGCAAGAGCCACUGAACCGCAUCGUCAUGCGGAGAUUGGAACACGUCUACUUCAAGCCCUCGCAAGUCAUUACCAUCCUCGAGAACAAUGUGUGGAAGGCUAUUCCCGACACCCUCGACUCUGAAAUCACCCCUCGUGCCAUUUCCAACGACACAGCCUCGCUCGUGCAGACGCUGUGCACAUACCUGUUCCAAAACAGCGAGGGCAUUAUCCGUGCCCGCGCGAUGCUGUGCCAGAUCUACUUCCUGUCUCUGCACGACCAGUACUACAAGGCACGUGACAUGAUGCUCAUGUCGCAUCUGCAGGAGACGAUCAGCAACUUUGACGUCAACACGCAGAUCCUGUUCAACCGUGCACUCGUCCAAGUCGGUCUCUGUGCUUUCCGUGCUGGUCUGGUCUACGAGGCGCAAACAUCUCUGCAGGAGAUUUGUGGUAGCAACAGGCAAAAGGAGCUUCUCGCACAGGGUCUGCAAAUGCAGCGAUACUCGCAAAUCUCGCCCGAGCAGGAGCGUCUUGAGCGCCAACGACAGCUUCCGUUCCACAUGCACAUCAACCUUGAGCUCCUCGAGUGCGUCUACCUGACGUGCUCCAUGUUGCUCGAGAUUCCUCUGCUCGCACAACUUGGCUCGUCGCCUGACCUCAGGAAGCGGGUGAUUAGCAAGACUUACCGCCGUCUCUUGGAGUACCAUGAGCGUCAAAUCUUCACUGGUCCUCCUGAGAACACGCGCGACCACGUCAUGCAGGCGUCCAAGGCGCUGUCUGCCGGUGAGUGGAAGAAGGCUGCCGAGUUUAUCAACUCGAUCAAGAUCUGGGAGCUCAUGGCCAACUCGGACAAGAUCAAGGAGAUGCUCUCUGCCCAGAUUCAAGAAGAGGGUCUGCGGACAUAUCUCUUUACCUAUGCACCUUUCUACGACACGCUUGCCAUCUCGACACUAGCAGGCAUGUUUGAGCUGCCAGAGCGCAAGGUGUCUGCCGUUGUGUCCAAGAUGAUUUCGCACGAGGAGCUGGCGGCUGCCCUUGACCAAGUCAACUCGGCCAUCAUCUUCCGAAAGGGCGUGGAGCUGUCAAGACUGCAAACACUGGCUCUCAGCCUGUCAGACAAGGCUUCAGGCCUCAUCGAGUCCAACGAAAAGACGCUCGAGCAACGCACACAAGGUACGGCCAAUGCAUUUGAGAGGCAAGGAGGACGUGGCAACCGCGGCGGAAGGGGCGGCGGUGGCCGAGGCGGAGGUCGUGGAGGCGGUGGAGGCGGCGGCGGCUCAAGGGGUGGAAGAAAUCAGCAGUUUACGGGCGGUGCUUUGGGACGGGCUAUCCAGGCUUAGACGAAGAAGCGUGUGUCUGUCUGUGUGUGUGUGUGUGUGUGUGGGUGUGUAUGUGCGUCUCUGCGUACUACUUCAAACCUCC
This is a messenger RNA of Exserohilum turcica Et28A, 2748 nucleotides long. RefSeq lists its product as uncharacterized. Gene Ontology annotation, cellular component: eukaryotic translation initiation factor 3 complex. NCBI's taxonomy places the organism in Eukaryota, Fungi, Ascomycota, Dothideomycetes, Pleosporales, Pleosporaceae. Gene Ontology annotation, molecular function: translation initiation factor activity; RNA binding; translation initiation factor binding. Gene Ontology annotation, biological process: translational initiation. The record is from RefSeq and is a predicted model, not a curated record. The transcript has 4 exons. The coding region runs from base 81 to 2666 and encodes 861 amino acids.